Physeter macrocephalus (sperm whale) is the source of this 2187-nucleotide messenger RNA. RefSeq names its product family with sequence similarity 110 member B (gene FAM110B). The coding region runs from base 705 to 1817 and encodes 370 amino acids. NCBI's taxonomy places the organism in Eukaryota, Metazoa, Chordata, Mammalia, Artiodactyla, Physeteridae. The record is from RefSeq and is a predicted model, not a curated record. The transcript is spliced from 6 exons.
CCGGCCCCCGUCCCUCGCGGGCCCCGACUCCUUGUCCCCGCAGCCCCCGGAGCCCGGAGCCCGGCUCGGGCCGCACCGCCCGCGGCCGGGGAGCGCGGCCGAGGUUACUAGAGCAGCUAUAUUGGAAAGAGGCUCUGGACCCAGUUUUUUUCCCAGCCAUCUCCAACUGGACAUCCAGGGCACCUCUCCUGUUCUUUCUGAGUCUUCAAUUGGAGGUUAACAAGACUACGGGCUGAAAGGGAAAUCAAAGGUGCCUUGGGCCUGUUGAGAUCCAGCCCCAGUCAGAUGAAGCCUUCCGCCAUAUUUCGUGCAGCAGAGAGUACUUGAAGAGAGGAAGGGUUCCCUGUGACUUCUGCCUGCAAUUCGUAAAAUACUCAGUCCUCUUUCAACUCUGCCUGCAGUCGAACACAAAGACCUGGAGGAGACUCCCACAUCCUCCGGGGAGGAGGAAGGAGGCGGCGAAGCAGCUGAAAGGAGCUUGGAGCUUGGGGCCUUUCCGCACCGGGCGGCCGGCGCGGCGGCGAGGGAGCUAGAGCCGCGGGCCGGAGAACGAGCCGGGAGAUGGGGCGCUGCCGCCGCCGCCGCUGACACCCGCUUCCGGACCGUCCGCUGCCCUCUGUGCCGCCCGCACAUGUGUCUGCCCGGCGCAUCCGGAGGCGCGCAGACGAGCAUCCACCACGGCCGCCGGGGAGAGAGCGCCCGCCAUGCCCACGGAGAGCCUACAGACAGGUAGCAUGGUGAAGCCGGUCAGCGCCGCCGGCACGUUCACGUCGGCCGUGCCCCUGCGCAUCCUCAACAAGGGGCCCGACUACUUUCGCCGCCAGGCGGAGCCCAACCCCAAGCGCCUCAGCGCCGUGGAGCGGCUGGAGGCCGACAAGGCCAAGUACGUCAAGAGCCAGGAGGUCAUCAACGCCAAGCAGGAGCCCGUGAAGCCGGCCGUGCUGGCCAAGCCCCCCGUGUGCCCGGGCGCCAAGCGCGCGCUCGGCAGCCCCACGCUCAAGGGCUUCGGCGGCGGCGCCAAGAGCGAGGGCGGCGCGCCGCGCGAGACCCUGAAGCUCGAGAUCCUCAAGAACAUCCUCAACAGCUCGGAGGGCUCGAGCGCGGGCUCGGGCCACAAGCACGGCGCGCGGAACUGGCCGGCGCCGCGCGCCGACGCGGCCGAGCUGCACCGGCACUCGUUCGCCGAGUCGCUGCGCGUGCGCCCCACGCCCGGCCGCGGCAGCCCGCAGGAGGGCGGCUCGCACGUGGGCCGGCGGCCGCUCGAGCCCGCCCCCGACUCCUUCCUGCACGUGUCGCACAGCUCCUCGGACAUCCGCAAGGUGACGGGCGCCAAGCCCCUGAAGGCCAUCCCGUGCAGCAGCUCCGCCCCGCCGCUGCCCCCCAAGCCCAAGGUCGCCGCCCCGGCCGCGGUCAGGUCCCCCGAGGCCGAGGCGGCCGAGCCGGCCUGCGGGGUGGGCCGGAGACCCUCGCUGCAGCGGUCCAAGUCGGACCUGAGCGACAGGUACUUCCGGGUGGACGCCGACGUGGAGCGCUUCUUCAACUACUGCGGACUGGACCCCGAGGAGCUGGAAACCCUGGGCAUGGAGAACUUCGCCCGCGCCAACUCCGACAUCAUCUCCCUCAACUUCCGCAGCGCCAGCAUGAUCAGCUCGGACUGUGAACAGUCUCAGGACAGUAACAGUGACCUUAGAAACGAUGACAGUGCCAAUGACCGGGUGCCCUAUGGCAUCUCCGCGAUCGAGAGAAACGCUCGCAUCAUCAAGUGGUUGUAUAGCAUCAAACAAGCCAGAGAGUCGCAGAAGGUGUCCCACGUGUAAGAGGAAGCGCGCGCAGCGGAGGGAGGGGGGUCUCUGCCCGUGCCUCGGCAGUUACGGAGGUUGUGAGGUCUCCUGGCAGUGUUGUGAGCUUCUCCACUCUCUUUGUGUUGCUUGUUGUGCAGUGUCUUUCAAGUUGCAUGCCCGCCAACGUGGGGACUGACCUGGCGUCCUCCUCGGCCACCAUCGCUGCAGAACCUGGCCGAUCGCUCGUCAUCCGCCAAAAGUUCCAGGCCAGAUUCACACUAGGGCUUCGAUCUUCAGCAAAACUGUUUACAAGGAAAACGGUAUACAACUUCUUCAAUAUUUAUGUGGUUCCUGUGUUUUUAUAUCCCGCGCUAUGGUGUCUUAAUUAAAAGUUUUAUCCACUGGC